Molecule: messenger RNA, 1361 nt
Organism: Puccinia graminis f. sp. tritici CRL 75-36-700-3
Lineage: Eukaryota; Fungi; Basidiomycota; Pucciniomycetes; Pucciniales; Pucciniaceae
Exons: 15
Coding region: 1-1116 (371 amino acids)
Biological process (GO): transmembrane transport
Source: RefSeq, a predicted model, not a curated record
AUGGUCUCCGGAGUGGGGCGGUUCGGACUGCGAGGCUGUCGAGAAUAUGCUUAUAUUCAAGCAUCCAAGGGGGGAGGUGCCACUGUUAAGGUAAAGAAAGUACCACUCGAGCGCUUCUCCUGUACUUCCCUAUCAAGUGGUCUGACUGCUACUCGACCAUUUCCUUCAGAGAUCGAUCACGAACCGAUGGAUGGUCGCAAGGGUACUCCAACUCCGCUCAAAUCCUUGCCAUUUGGCUACACAUUCACAGCCGGAGCGAUCGCGGGUGUGACGGAACUAUUAUGUCUUUAUCCCCUUGAUGUCGUCAAGACGAGAAUCCAGCUGCAAGGAAAGGUGGCUAUUCCCGGGCAGGAUAGCUAUACUGGGAUGGUUGACUGUUUUCAAAAAAUCAUCAAGACUGAAGGAUUCGGCCGGCUAUACCGAGGCUUGGUUCCACCUUUAAUGCUCGAAGCGCCCAAACGAGCCGUCAAAUUCGCAGCGAACGACUUUUGGGCUACGACCUAUAAACAAUUGACUGGUUCAGAUAAAUUGACUCAGAACUUAUCGUUGUUGACUGGAAUGAGCGCCGGCGCAACAGAGUCGAUCGUCGUUGUUCCCUUCGAAUUGGUCAAGAUCAGGCUUCAGGAUAGAAAUUCAAGCUACAAGGGCCCAAUAGACGUAGUCCUGAAAACGGUCAAAUCGCAAGGAAUUUUGGGCUUGUACGGCGGCUUGGAGUCUACCUUUUGGCGUCAUGUUUGGUGGAAUGGUGGUUAUUUUGCUUCUAUCUUCAAAAUCAGAGCGAUGAUGCCUAAAGCCGACUCUAAGACUCGAGAAGUGGUAAACAACUUUAUAUCCGGAUCAAUUGGGGGAUGUUUGGGAACCAUGGUCAAUACCCCAUUCGAUGUGGUCAAAUCUAGGAUUCAAAACACAGUCGUCUUGCCCGGUGAGAAACCCAAAUACGGGUGGACAUAUCCCGCGAUAGUGACGAUUGCAAAGGAGGAAGGUCUGGGGGCGCUCUACAAGGGAUUCAUUCCCAAGGUCUUGAGGUUAGCCCCAGGAGGUGGUGUGUUGUUAGUAGUCGUUGAGGUUGUGACAGGAUACUUCAGGAAACAGCUCGGCCCACCUUACUCUGCCUGAAAUGGCGCAUUGGCAAGUAAAGGGAAUCGGUGCAUAUAUCCAUUGAUCAUGUUAUUGAAGCUUGCUUGAAAAAUGUGUAUCGUUCUUGGCAUCUAGUUUAUCUUCUUCCUGCUCCUCCUCCUUGAUUCCUCUCCACAAAAAACUCCCUUAGAAUUCUAACCUCCUUGCUAUUGUGCUACCUGAAAACUGUACAGUGGGAUUCGAAUCCUUCGUAAAAAAGCAAUGAAUGAAUCAAUUGGUUAUGG